GCACAGACUGUGUGGUCUAGGUCAGGCUGCAGCAUCAGCACGAAUAGUUGAAGACCAAGUUCAGGAAAGCGAGGGAAACCACAAAGACUAAGCAGAGAGCAAGGGCUUGCUUGGGUAGCCACAGCGGCACAUUUUAGACAUUCAGAGAUCAUUGCUUCUUUCUUUCUCCUUGGCACAUCUUCCCCACAGAAAGAUUAUGGGGGAAUAAAAGGAGGAGGAAAGCCUUGACUCAAAAAGAAAAAAAAAAAAAAGAUUAUAUAAAGUGAUCAUCUGUAUGGCCUGGGGCUUCCUAGUGUUUAUUGGGUAACAGUAUGACUAAAUACAUUGAGAAGCUAGAAGAGAUCAAAAAAAAUUAUAGAUACAAAAAGGAUGAGCUUUUCAAGAGACUAAAAGUUACAACUUUUGCCCAGCUGGUCAUCCAAGUUGCUUCCCUAUCUGAUCAAACACUGGAAGUGACAGCUGAAGAGAUUCAAAGGCUAGAAGACAAUGACUCUUCGACGACUUCAGAGCCCGACGGGGAAAUCGGUGCCAGGACCAACGGGAAGGGGAGCCCCGGGGAACAGUCGCCAAGCCCCAUGCAGUUCAUAACGAGCGCGGGAGCCGGGGACUCCAGUCGCUCCACUCUGCAGAGUGUCAUCAGUGGUGUUGGGGAACUGGAUCUAGACAAAGGGCUAGUGAAGAAAGCAGAGCCCAACACCAAAGACAAACCUUAUCCUGACUGCCCCUUCCUGCUACUAGAUGUGCGAGACAGAGAUUCUUAUCAGCAGUGCCACGUUAUUGGAGCUUAUAGUUACCCAAUUGCAACUCUGUCUAGAACGAUGAACCCUUAUUCAAAUGACAUUCUUGAAUAUGUAUCCUUUGUUGCAUUUUAA
This is a messenger RNA of Leptonychotes weddellii (Weddell seal), 872 nucleotides long. Lineage: Eukaryota; Metazoa; Chordata; Mammalia; Carnivora; Phocidae. The record is from RefSeq and is a predicted model, not a curated record.